AGAGUAGAAACAUAUGCGUAUGGAAGAUCUAAACACCGACACUGAGAAUUCUAGCGAAUAGGGACAUCGGGUGUCCUUUUGUCUCCAACAUUAGAAGAGGCAUUUCGACUUGAACAGCAUAUAACCGCCCUCCGAUUCCCCCCUCCCAGACAGAUUUGCCCCAGCACCUCCUCUACAUUGGCCCAGCAGCGGCUGAACAGCGUCCUUGCACUUUACUAGGCUGUAACCACUGCCAUCAGCUCAACUUCUUCAGCAUCGUUUCAGCUGUCUCUGCCGCUGCUCACCAGCCUAUCUUUGGUCUCCCUGUCCAGUCUUUUGGCUGUCUACAUCGGAUACACAAGUCGUCCGUCGUUUUUCGCCAAUUAGACACGGGCGUAUGUCUGUUUUUGAUUAAUCUGAGGACAUUUCCUAUAGAUAAGAACAGUCUGCACCAAAGACGGGCUUCGGGUAUUACCCAAAGAUACAUCACCGAGGUUCAGUUUGAUCACUUCCACAUCAAGCCACAGUCAUGGAUGAGAUGGACUUGCCCCAGAUGAAGAAGGAGGUAGAAAGCCUCAAGUACCAGCUGGCCUUCAAAAGGGAGAAAUCCUCAAAGACAGUGACAGACCUGGUGAAGUGGAUUGAGGAGUGUGUGCCCGAGGACCCUUUCCUGAAUCCCGAGCUGAUGAAGAACAAUCCAUGGGUGGAGAAGGGCAAGUGUGUGCUUCUAUAAAAGAGUAGCAGCAGCAGCAGCAGCAGCAGCAGCGGUCGCCCCAGCCCUCCGUCUGAGCCUCCACCAGCCUGACAGGAUCAAACGGCGCUUGCUCUCUCUGUUUCAUUCCCUCACCAUGAAUGUACAGCAGUUUAGCAUCCACUGCACAACGAAACACACACUCAUGCGCACAGCAUUAGCUCUAUAUAGUCACUUGCAGAAUUUGACACUUUGACAUGCAUUACUAUUAUAUUUAUAACCAUCAAUAUAUCUUUAUAUACAGUUAGUGGAAUUUCUCUUGGCUACUCGAAUUUAGUGUUGUCGCCGAUGCUUGCAUGCUCGAUCCUGAGUUCAAGCAUGCAGUGUCGACAUCGAAAUGCCCGAAAAGCACAACAUACUGCAUGACAGAGGCGAAAAGAAAUGGUAAAAAAAGCCUCAGAAAAGCAAAGGCGGCAACUUUGUGAGUUUCCCUCUGUUACGCAGCAUGUUCGACUCUCCUGCAGGCCCGUGCACUAUUUACACCACACUCAGCACUCUUACUUACAGACCAUUUUUAAAACAUGUACAGAUCGUUUUAAUUUAUUAACUUAUUUAUGAGCAUUAAUUUAUUUAUUUAUGGUUUGAUUCACAACAAGCUGUCGGCGCCGACUGCUUUAGAAGCUACAAUGGACCUGCUGUUGUUCAACUGCACCCUUCCUUCCUUCAAAGCUAAAGGAUAGAAAAAAAACGCAUCUUGCCAGAUCACCAUCGAAUACUGCCUUGUACACAAUUUCCUUAAAAAGAAUGUAUGUGUGUUGUGAGGGACUAGUAAACCAUCAGCACCCUUAAGCAUCGAAUGGAUAUGCAAACGGAGAGGUUGUGCACUGGCCAAGGCUUUUUUUCUUCUUAGAUUAAUAGCUCAAUCUGCACUUAUGGCAAGGAUGUGGGGUUAAUUUAUGACUUUUGAUUUGUUCAUGUUUUUAUAUAUUCCAACAGUAGAAACCUGUCUAAUUAUCUAGAGGUGUGUUACAUAUGAGAAUGCUUUGAGAAAAUAUGCAUAAGAUCAAGUACUAGUUUAAUAAAAAGCAAUAAGUGAUUACAUUUUUUAUUGAAUGUUUUACAAAACAUCUUAUUGAAUAAAGUAGAGGAUUUUUAGACAGCUUUAAUGUCAUUUGUGUGUUUCAAUUGGGUGUGUGUCAUGGCUUUGGCACGUUUAUAUUAGUCUGUUUACACAGUUACUGUUAACACGUUACAGGAUUAGUUCACAUCCAGAAUAAACAUUUCCAGAUAAUUUACUGUUAUCCAAGAUGUUCAUGUCAUGUUUCCUUCAAGAUAAGGUUUUUGAGAAAAAAAAAUAGGAUUUUUCUCAAUAUAGUGGACCUCAGUGGGGAUCAGCAGGUUGAAGGUCCAAAUUGCAGUUUUAAAGCAGCUUCGAAGGGCUCUACACGAUCCCAGCUGAGGAAUAAGGGUUUAAUAAAAACUUUUUAAACACAAAUGCUUGUCUUGCACUAACUUGACACGCAUCACGUAAUCAUGUAGGACAGGUCAAGUGUGACACAGGCAAAGUAAAGACCCAGUGUUUACAAAGCAAACGUGCAAAGAAAGGCAAACGCCCUUUAUGAAAACAGGUAAAAUAACGAUGUCGGAUGAUUUCGAAGUUGGAGGUAUAUAUAACCAGUAUACAUAGACAGAAAAAAAAACAUGCAUGGCCAACGUGAUUAUGUGCUGUGUGAAGACACAUAUGCGCUUCGCAGAGCUAGUACAAGACGAGUAUUUGUAGUUAUAUCAUUAUCAUGUAAGUAUAUCAUUUUUUUUUUUUUUUUUUUUUUUUUUUGAAAAUGACCGAUCGUUUUGAUAGACCCUAAUUCCUCAGCUGGGAUUGUGUAGAGCCCUUUAAAGCUGCAAUGAAACUGCAAUUUGGACCUUCAACCCAUUAACUGAAAAAUCCUGGAGUGUUUUUCUCAAAAACCAAAUUUGUUUUCGACUGAAGAAAGAAAGACAUGAACAUCUUGGAUGACAUUGGGGUGAGUAAAACAUCAGGAAAUUUUAUUCUGGAAGUGAACUAAUACUUUAAUUUAGUUUAUAAUAAUAAAUUCUGAUAAAAAAAUAACAAUCAUGUCCCAUCACCCCAUUAUGGAACAUGCAGAGAAAAUAAGACAAUAUUUUUGACAUGAAUUAAGAAUUCAUUCCCACAACUUAUUAAUUAACAAAAAAGAAAAAAUACAAUUACCACUUUGUAGUAAUUUGUUCCCUCAUUUUCGUUAAAUCAUGGCCAUGAUUACAGCAAGUAACAAAUUACUACUACAAUGGCCGCAAUUUAACUAAAAUGAGGGAACAAAUGAAUAAAAUAUUGCCAUGUAUUAGUUGUGAGAACGAAUUCAUUUGUGGCCACAUCUUUUUUUCUGCAAGCCAUAUGCAGGGUUCUGUAUACCCCUGUACCUAAAUUUCACAUUAAAGGCACAAUAUGUAAGAUUUUUUGAUUAAAAUAUCCAAAAACCACUAGAACAGUGUUAUAUAUUUUGCUGACUUGUGUACUUAAAUUAUCCCAAAUGUUUCCAAGAAUGUUUAAAUCCAGGGAAAUUUUAACUAGUGUAACGGACCGUGUCAUUGCGUCGCCUGCCAGUGACAUCAUACACCCUUGAUUUUCCAGUUUUAUUUUGCAGAAAACAUAAAAACCCCAAAGACGCUUGAAUAUGUUAUGCAUUUUAUUAGACAGGUGACGAACGCACAGAGUAGCAUCAUAACAGAACUUCAACACACUUAAAUGCAUCUAGUAUGAUAAAACAGCGCUGUUUUACCUCACAUAAGCAUAACUGGAAGAAGCGGAAGCGCUCGACUGUGGCAUAAUAAAAGCGCCGUUGUUUUUGAGCCGUCUAUCGAGCUUGUCAUAGCGGCCUCGUUUCCUAGUUUCUUUCGUUUUGACUUUCAGCCCCACCUUGCUUCAUACUACAGUGACCUUAAAGGGGUCAUCGGAUGCCCAUUUUCCACAAGUUGAAAUGAUUCUUCAGGGUCUUAAUGAAAAGUCUAUAAUAUACUU
Messenger RNA from Labeo rohita (rohu), 3707 nucleotides. RefSeq names its product guanine nucleotide binding protein (G protein), gamma 13b (gene gng13b). Gene Ontology annotation, molecular function: G-protein beta-subunit binding. The transcript has 3 exons. Gene Ontology annotation, cellular component: heterotrimeric G-protein complex. The record is from RefSeq and is a predicted model, not a curated record. Lineage: Eukaryota; Metazoa; Chordata; Actinopteri; Cypriniformes; Cyprinidae. Gene Ontology annotation, biological process: phospholipase C-activating G protein-coupled receptor signaling pathway; sensory perception of taste. The coding region runs from base 509 to 712 and encodes 67 amino acids.